Lepus europaeus (European hare) is the source of this 1356-nucleotide messenger RNA. It is a transcript of the gene THAP7, whose product is annotated as THAP domain containing 7. Lineage: Eukaryota; Metazoa; Chordata; Mammalia; Lagomorpha; Leporidae. Gene Ontology annotation, biological process: regulation of DNA-templated transcription. Gene Ontology annotation, cellular component: nucleus. The transcript is spliced from 4 exons. The record is from RefSeq and is a predicted model, not a curated record. Bases 215 to 1126 code for a protein of 303 amino acids.
CCCCUCGCGAGACUUCGGCGGCGCAGCCAUGGCGAGACCGUGAGUGCCGCCGACCGGAGUCAAGAACUCGGGCUGUGACUGGGUUUGGGCGCGAUCGGGCCGGGAGCGGGAGCCCCGGACGGGCCAGGGCACCCUGUGCGGGCGGCGGCUGAGGGCGCGAGGCCAGCCGGGGCCCCGACGGCCGCCCGCGACCUAGCUCCCACCUCUCCCCCAGAUGCCGCGUCACUGCUCCGCCGCCGGCUGCUGCACACGGGACACGCGCGAGACGCGCAACCGCGGCAUCUCCUUCCACAGACUCCCCAAGAAGGACAACCCGAGGCGAGGCCUGUGGCUGGCCAACUGCCAGCGGCUGGACCCCAGCGGCCAGGGCCUGUGGGACCCGGCAUCCGAGUACAUCUACUUCUGCUCCAAACACUUCGAAGAGAACUGCUUUGAGCUGGUGGGAAUCAGUGGGUACCACAGGCUGAAGGAGGGCGCGGUCCCCACCAUCUUUGAGUCUUUUUCCAAGCUGCGCCGGAGCGCCAAGAGCAAAGGGCACGGUUACCCGCCCGGCCCCCCGGACGUCAGCAGGCUGCGGCGAUGCAGGAAGCGCUGCGCCGAAGGCCGGGGGCCCACCACCCCAUUCUCUCCACCCACGCCGGCCGACGUCAGCUGCUUCCCUGUGGAAGAGGCCUCGGCGCCCGCCACGCUGCCAGCCUCGCCCGCCGGGAGGCUGGAGCCCGGCCUGAACAGCCCCUUCUCAGACCUGCUGGGCCCGCUGGGCGCCCAGGCAGACGAAGCGGGCUGUAGCGCGCAGCCCUCGCCGCUGGAGCCGCGGCCCGUGUCCCCGUCCGCCUACAUGCUGCGCCUGCCGCCCCCUGCCGGCGCCUACAUCCAGAAUGAGCACAGCUACCAGGUGGGCAGCGCCCUGCUCUGGAAGCGCCGGGCCGAGGCGGCCCUGGACGCCCUGGACAAGGCCCAGCGGCAGCUGCAAGCCUGCAAGCGGCGGGAGCAGCGGCUGCGGCUGCGGCUGACCAAGCUGCAGCAGGAGCGGGCCCGGGAGAAGCGGGCUCAGGCCGACGCCCGGCAGACGCUGAAGGACCACGUGCAGGACUUCGCCAUGCAGCUGGGCAGCAGCAUGGCCUGAGGGGGCCAGGGCGUGGCCGGACGCCGGAAUAAAGUGGGUUCCAGGAGGUGCUGUUGCCUAGCUCGGUUGGGACUCAAACACUGGGCCCCUGCCCACCGCCCAGCCCGGGUGGGGCAGCUGGGCUGCCAGGGGUUCACCCUGGGACCUCAGAGUGCAGGGGCUCACCUGUGCCACCCGCCACCCAGCUGAAAGCUUUCUGGCCUCAGACACAGUGUUCCAGCUCUAGACGG